AGCACAGGGAUGCACGCGAACCAGAUCCACCCAGAUGUCUUUAGCGCGCCACAAAUCUUCACACGCAAAUUAGUAAAUACCCUUUUAUCAUCUUCAAGAACGAAGACGAUCUUGAUGACUUUUGCAAAUAGCACGGCUCGUUGUUGGACACUGAAUAGAAGGAUCUUGGUUGAGGUAUCAAAAGCCGGUCUGUCAAACUGAUCCCGCCCAGCUUGUUGCCUAUCCCUUCAUAGCUCGCAAAGUGCCGAACUACUUAGAACUGAUUUCUGCACUGAUCAACUGCAGUUUUGGAAAGAGAAGCAAAGGUUCCAAAAGUACACUGGCCGUCAAAUAUUGAAUUUCAAUUUUGAAUACAGCGACUUAGAAGACCUAGUUGUAGGUGUACUAGUCGAUGAAAUUGAAGCUGUCCCACUUCUUCAUCUACACCAGCAGCUGUCUAUCGAUGUAAGGAGUAGAAUGUGCUGGUAACAAUUUCUUUCGUGUUUGUCUACUUUGUGAAUUGAAAAAAAAAAGAUUUUUACCUAAGAUCUUUACUCGCCAUAAAAAUGUCAGACGGCGGGCGCGACUUGUCCCUGUCGCGGAGCGCCAAGAACGAAGAGCUAUCCUCGUCGGACGUGGAAAACAAGCAGAAGGCCCCCUCCGCCGCGGAAGAGGACCCCGCGCCGGCGGAAAAGGUUACCGCGAACGGCCAUCAUGAGGAUGAAAAACCCGCGACCAAGCCCGCGGUGGUGUUGGCGCCUGGGGUCGAUUAUGGAUUGCAAAUAUGUCUGGGUCUGGAAACAUGUAAUGCUGAAAGUGAAUCAUAGACGCACUGCAAUACGCAGCUAUGCAUGACAAUUUUUUUGACUGCCAUGUCUUACGUAUUCCGCAUGGCAAACUGUGUUUUUGCGCGACAGGUAAGAGGGCCUUUUCGUGCCUAUGCAACACAGAGUCUUGAGUCAUGCCAGACAAGCAUGACAAGUCUCGCAAUCUUCCAGACCCAGACAUUUUUGCAUUUGAUAUCGAUCCUGAGGUGAUGGCAAUCGCGCUGUCCUGGAACAAAACGGACGAAAUUGGGUAUUACAGUGAAAAAUGCCCCCACCCCCAAAUUUGCAAUAAUUUGUGAUGCGAAGUUUCGAAAUGAGAACUUUUUGUCAUGCAUGAAAGGAACAUGAAUCUUUAUGAUGCAGAGUCUAGGCGUAUAUAGCGUUGCUUGCAUGACAAGCGCCACUCUUGCUGGGAUCUUUUGCAAUACAAGUUUUCGCUAUUCAUCACGUUGGACAUCUGUGAUGCUGGUAGAUGCAAGAGGGCGAGUGUUUCACUUGGAAAGGUUUGCAAUACAAAGACUCCCGAGUUCGGGGGUGGGGGCAUUUUUCAUUGUAAUAUUGGGAACGACCGGCUGCAAGCGCGGGAAAUGUGGUACAAGUGGGCGAACGCCAACGGCAAAAUCUCCGCGGCCUUCGGGGACGUGUGGUAUCAAAUGCAAAAAUGUCUGGGUCUGGAAACUUGUGAUGCUGGGUGGCGUAUCAUGAUGAGGCCACAAGUGCUGGCCCAGCAUGACAAGUUUCUGAGCUUCUAGGUGUUACCUAUUCUGCAUGACAAACUGCGUUCCUGCAUGACAGAAAAAUGGAGCGGUUGGGUAACGUGCAUGACAGAUUCAAGAGUCAUGCCAGACAAGCAUGACAAACAUGCAUUCUUCCAGACCCAGACAUUUUUACAUUUCAUAUGUGGCGGGCACUGACGAAACACCGCGAAGUGGAAAAGGAGCAGAAGGCGAUAUCCUGAGUAAAAACGUACCCACACCAGAGUUGUAAUGCAGAUUUGCAAAGACAGGAAGACUUGUAAUGCGCAUCCCCAUGAGAGCCAUUUCCAGUCGUGUUUUGGAAUUUGUCAUGCUGUGAACAGGAUGAGCAGCUGGAUUUGUGACGCGGCUGCACUUGCUAACCUGCACUACACUGCAGAGUGCAACUUGUCAUGCGUGACUCGCAAAACUCCUAGGUUUGUGUUGCAAAAUCCUCAUCCUAACUCUGGCGUGGGUACGUUUUUACUCAGGAUAGGCGAUCGAGGAGCGGGAGCGGAAGAAAAAGGAACGAGAAGAAAAGCGCAAAGCCAAGGAGGAGGCCAAGCGAGGUUCGUUAGUUUGCCCUGAUGUUGAACAACAUGGAACAAACACUUUCUUUACGUUGAUUUUGGUCGUGUGGUCCAUGAUGGUAUCUAUGGUGAGCUGCAAAGUCUAUCAAACGUCGUGGGGCUAGAAGAUGAAGAAAGACUACUUAUUGAUACAAAUAGGUUACGUACGACUUUGUAUGAGCGGCCAUUCGCUUCGUGAUCCGGAAAAAUUGCCACACAGUUGCCCCCGCUCUUUGGAAAUACAUUCGCAGUGGUCGUUCUCAAAUAAAACUUCGCUCCUCCUAUUCAAAUUCAACAGCUGCCCUGGCCGAGAAGGGAAAGGUGUUGCUGGAAGUGGAUUUACGGAAAAACCCGCACGACAGCAACUUGCCCGAGGACGAAGUGAUCAAGCGGAAGAUGGCCGACGUGGAGAAGUAUCAAAUGUAAAAAUGUCUGGGUCUGGAAACAUGUAAACUUCUGAUGCGUAUUUGAGACCAGAAAAAAAUCUGUCAUGCAUGGACCGCAAAAGUUGCUCAUUUCUUGCCACCAAAAGAGGAAACUUGUCAUGCGGAUUAGGCAUCGCCUAACCUGCUCAAAACCUGUGUUGCUAGGACUUGCACGCUAGACCUUCCGUGUCAUGCACAAACAGCAUCACACUUUUCCAGACCCAGACAUUUUUACAUUUGAUAAGAAGUGGAUCCCAGUUUUCGAGAAGUGCUGCAAGGAGCACACGUUUACGCGCAAGCUCCCCUUCAACAUGCUUCACCUGUCGGACGUGAUGCAAGCCGAAUUCGGCUUCAAGCCCGACACCUCCGUCUGGGACAUCCGCGGCCUCAUGCGGCAAGUCGAGCAAACCUACAAGGAAGACGUACUUAAGUUUUAAUAUGGCCGAUCCUUUUUCAAUAGUUCCUGAUGAUAGAAAGGUUGGUAGAUUUCUUGUUUCGAUUUCAAAUGAUGUCCUCCUUAAACUAUCCCAAUACAACAUUCUCCAGCCCUUUUUCGAGUUCGAAGACGAGGUGAUCACGCGCGCGCGCCAGUCGUCCGCGGGACCGUUUCUCGUGUGGCUGAAGUGGCCGCUACGCAUCGACCUCACGCAGGACCCGAACAAGUACCAGACCCAGUUCUACCAGGGCAAGCACCGGAACUUCGCGGAGGAGCAUAACCCCGACUGGGCCACUACCAAGGCGGUGGGGGAUAUGGGAGCGUCAGGAUUGAAAUCGACAAAGUUGAAAUGAUUUGUCAUGCAUAAAAUGCAAGGCAUGAAGUGCCUGUCUUGCCGGGAUGGCAAGUGAAGCAGAUUGUGAGCCUAUUUAGGGUUUGGGAUAGAGCUGCUAAAGGAGCAUGACAAAAGCAGUCCUCUGUGCCCAAACAGCAUGACAAAUUGGAUUCCGGUGCUCCGAACAUUUGUCAUGCGCCGCUUGGAAAUUGGUGUUCCAACUGGUAUCCGUUUUAUGCAUUACAAAUUAUUUCAACUUGGUCGAUUUCAAUCCUGACACUCCCAUAGGGGACAGCCGGGAGGGCUUCGAGUUUUCCAAAAACGCCAUGAUGGAGCAGUUUGAAAAAACUAUCAAAGUGAAAAAUCCCCCCUCCCCAUAUCGGAAACGGAAGAUGCGCGAACUUGUGAUGGUGUAUUUGAGUACACAAAUCGACUUGUAUUGCUAGAAGGCCAAGAGACGAAGCUGCGGCCCAAAUUGCAGGCAAUCUGUCAUGCUGUUUCCCACUUCCAGUUGCCUCCUGUCAUCGUGGAGCUGCAAGGCUUUCCCAGGCUAGACAGCACUACAGUCUGCGUCUUUUGCCUUCUAGCAUCACAAAGCUGAUUUGUGACCACGAAUCUGCAUCACAGAUUUCCGUUUUGAUAUGGGGAGGGGGCAUUUUUCAUUGUAAUAAAAUCGCUGCAGAAAAUGUGCGACGAGGGGCUGCCCGCACCGCUGCCGCUGCCGGCGAAAGAGGUACUGAUUUCAUGCCAUGCCUUUGCAUGGUUUUAUGCAUGACAAAUUUGCGAACUUCUAUUUUUUUACUUCAUCCCGAUCGCAGCCUGCAGCUAUCAUUUCCAGCACAUGUCAGGGGAUAAGAUAUUGAUGAGGGAUUUUUGAACAACAUACUCGGAUAGAGACACAAUGUUCAUCAAGAUCAAAAAAUACUACAAAUUACGAUGGUAUAAUGGUGUACCAUCUACUUGGAGGUCGCAUACUACCAAGUAAUUUACAGCCGCUCGUCCUGCCUGGUUGUACGACAGCUAUGAAAUAACAAAAACACGGAUGGAAAAGAAACAGGAUUGUUGAAUGAUCACAAUGCAAUGGAUGAAGGCCUCCAUAUUACAAUUUGAAUUUCCAAAACGAAAUAAUUCAGGUGAUGCGUACGAUGUUGAACGAGAAACCGGAGAUGCAGAUUUUGAACUCCGAGUUUAUGCAAACCAGCGACAUGCUGGCGGAGGCUCGCCGCCGGGGAUAUGUCCAGAUGGACCGGGAAGACAUUAUCUGGGUCAAGUUUCCCUACACCAGCAAGACGAACCCGCGACCGAGCAAAAACCCGCGGUUCGCCGCGGGGAAGCUGUCCAACUACGACCUGGACCGCGGGUUCGGCAAGGGCAAGGGCAAAAAGGGGAAGUACGAGUGGGAGCUGAACCGCAAAGACUCGCCGGCGCGCGAAGCCACGGUGCAGACUCGCAACGACGUGGAUAUGCGGGAAAAAAGAAGCAAGAGUCGGGACCGCGGUGACAGGCCGCGGGGUGGUCGGGGUCGCAGCGAUUCCAGGCGCCGCCGCGACAUCGACCGCACUAACGAUGCCCCGAAGAAGGGUGGAUCCCGAUACGACGACGCACCGCAGAGUACUAAACCCGAACGCGGCGGACUCGCGCCCCCGCCCGGGCCCCCGCCGGCCAUUAACAAGUGGGACAACUACGAAACAGCCAAGGAUCGCAAACGUAUAUAUAAUGCGCUGUUUUCUUUACGCUUUUGCUUUGGCGCGAUGAUUGAUACAGAGUUUGGGCCAGUUGUAUCUUUGCGGUUGGACGAAAAUGAAGCUGUACCCUGUUCCGGCCUAUUGAGCAGUACAACAGAGAUUCGCUAUGCUUUAUUUUCAGACGAUCAAAUUCGAAAUUCAAAUUUCAACUUGUCAGCCCCGAAAAGAUUCGAAUCGCGUGGGGAACACCGUCGAGGAAAUAAAAUGCGCGACACCUCAGCACCGCGUGGAGGCCGUGGCGGACCACCGGUAUUGCUUUUCAAGUUGAUAGAUGCCCACCCUUGAUAUGCUAGGAGUAAUAAAUUCUAUGUCUGUGUCAUCGAAAAAUGGAAAUAAAAAUCUCGCAGCAAAAUAACAUGAAACCGCACUGGCAUGCACCUGUGUUUUGAGAUCGUGAGUCCUUGCCUUGGACAACAGGAAAGCAUAAUUCCUUGGCUCAACUACAAACAAGUUUUCCGAAAACACACUACAACAGGAUAACAAGCGUCGUCGUGACAGUCGUGGAGCUGGCGGACGUGACCGCGAGGAGCCGCCCCAGAAGCGAAGACGGGAGGAUUCUCGUGAGCGCAAGGGCAAGGGCAAGGGUCGUGAGGAUUCGCGCGAACGGAAGGGCAGGGGAAAAGGCCGUGACGACUCUCGUGACCGAAAAGGGAAGGGCAAAGGCCGUGAUGACUCUCGUGACCGCAAGGGGAAGGGCAAAGGACGUGACGACUCCCGUGACCGCAAGGGCAAAGGCAAAGACCGCGACGACUCCCGGGACCGCAAGGGAAAGGGGAAGCAGGGGCGUGACGAUUCCCGGGACCGCAAGGGGAAAGGAAAGCAGGAUCGCGACACCUCGCGCGGGCGGAAAGGCGAGAUGACGAAGGGCCGGGAAAAAGAUCGUGACGACUCCCGGGACCGCAAGGGAAAGGGAAAGAACAACCGCUCUCCAUCUACCCGUGAUCGCAAAAACCGCGACCCUUCGCGCGACCGACGACCGCCAACCCCGAAGGGCCGCGGCAAGGACCGGUCGGAAUCUCGCGGUGGUCGCAAGGGCGCAGGAGCACCACCCGCUGCGGGCAAGGAUCGCUCGCGUUCCCGCGACGCACCGGCAGCUGCGCGCGGUGGCCGCAAGGACAGCCGCGGUCCGGCAAAGGGCUCGGGCAAGAGAGACCGGUCGGCCCCGCGAGGCGGUCGAUCCCCACCCCGCGACCGCUCCCCGCCACGAAAUGCUCCGCGGGGCGGCCGCGACACCAGCCGUGGACCGGCGCGCGGCCGCGAGCCGCCGGCCCGGGAACCCGCACGACGCGAUGACCGGGAGGAGCGCGGUCGGCGGGACGAACCCAGAGCGCGGUCCGAAAGACGCGGUGGGUCCGCGAGACGCGGCGGGUCCGAAAGACGCGGCAACGACCGGGACCGACGCCCGCCCAGUCGCGGACGGGGGCGGGACGCGCCGCCGCCACGGGACUCGCGCCGUCGGUGAGGGAGCUGGUGCUGGAUUCGAGUUUGAUCUUUCUCGGUGCGGACGCAGGACGUUGACCAUUUUUUAUGACACGGAUGUCGUGAAAGAAAACACGGCAGACGAACCCUUUUCCCUGAAAAAUUGACGAUUGUACUACUAGAACAAGUAACUACUAAAAUUUUAUAUGAGUAGGAGUUGCAGCUGCGCAUGCUAUGCCUAUCGCAUGAACAAGGGUCAACGACCGAAGCAUCGCAUGAAGGACAACUACGAAGCAGGCAAUAGUACUAUGCAUGAAGGGUCAACGACCGAAAUCCAAGAAAUCAAAUGAUCCGCAAUCACCGCUGUCUGCCGGAGUACGGUAAUUAUAAAGAAGAUGAUUUAAUAAAUGUAGAGCUGGAAAAAUGAAAAUCUUCAACAAAACCACGCGAGAGGCACAAGAUUUGUAUCUAGGUAUUUGCGGCCGGACGCAGCUUCCAACGCAAAAGAUACUAUACUUACAACAGUUAGAGAGUAUGGAGACAGCACUAGCCUCCUCACCGAGUACUUCACCCUCACACAUGAACCCCCCAUGACGAAAAAUUUUUCCCGAAAAAUUUGUAGCCCACCGCCCAACAUUGUUUCACUUUUUGAAAUCAAAAUCAAGUUCAAAAGAUUUGAAGAACAAGUAUAUGCUUGUACGCCAACUUGCAGCUGCAUGUGUCGUGUUUGUAACUUUGAGUGCUAGAUGAAGAGGAGCACAAAGAAGUCUGGUGUGGAUCCUAUACAUCCUGUACAUGCUGUACUUCUUGUUUGCGUUCAUUGGUUC
Molecule: messenger RNA, 7295 nt
Organism: Amoebophrya sp. A120
Lineage: Eukaryota; Dinophyceae; Syndiniales; Amoebophryaceae
Source: the annotation of a GenBank genome assembly